CACCGAGGAUUCGCCUUCAUUGAAUUCGAGCUGGCAGAGGAUGCAGCAGCGGCUAUUGACAACAUGAACGAGUCGGAGCUCUUCGGCAGGACAAUUCGUGUCAACUUGGCCAAACCAAUGCGAAUUAAAGAAGGAUCGUCCAGGCCUGUCUGGUCGGACGAUGAUUGGCUGAAGAAGUUUUCGGGGAAGACUUUGGAGGAGAACACAGAGGAGGGAGGAGCAGAGGCCCCCAAAGCAGAAGUGCAGGAGGGUGAGCCUCCUGCCAAGAAAUCCCGGGUCAACCCCCAGGUCUACAUGGACAUCAAGAUCGGGAACAAACCCGCGGGGCGGCUGCAGAUCCUCCUGCGCUCAGAUGUGGUGCCCAUGACCGUCGAGAAUUUCCGCUGCCUCUGCACCCACGAGAAAGGCUUCGGCUUCAAAGGGAGCAGCUUCCACCGCAUCAUCCCCCAGUUCAUGUGCCAGGCCGGAGACUUCACCAACCACAACGGCACCGGGGGCAAAUCCAUCUACGGGAAGAAGUUCGACGAUGAGAACUUCAUUCUCAAGCACACGGGGCCAGGUAGAGCCAGAUCCAUGGCAGGGGUUGAGGAGCAAAUUGACUCGGCAUCAUUUAGGGGUCACACUUGGGCUGUUUUCACCUAA
Mesitornis unicolor (brown roatelo) is the source of this 642-nucleotide messenger RNA. It is a transcript of the gene PPIE, whose product is annotated as peptidylprolyl isomerase E (cyclophilin E). The transcript has 6 exons. The annotation marks the transcript as partial. NCBI's taxonomy places the organism in Eukaryota, Metazoa, Chordata, Aves, Mesitornithiformes, Mesitornithidae. Gene Ontology annotation, cellular component: intracellular membrane-bounded organelle. The record is from RefSeq and is a predicted model, not a curated record. Gene Ontology annotation, molecular function: peptidyl-prolyl cis-trans isomerase activity; RNA binding. Gene Ontology annotation, biological process: protein folding; protein peptidyl-prolyl isomerization.